AUGGAAACAACCACAACCCCAGACUUUGACACAACCACAUCACCAACCAUUGAAUCAACCACAUCACCCAGCAUGGAAACAACCAUAGAAACAACCACAUCACCAAUGAUCAAAACCACCACAUCCCCAACCUUUGAAAGAACCACAUCACCCGCCAUUGAAUCAACCACAUCAACAAACAUCGAAACAACCACAGCUCACACUACUGAAGCACCCACAACCUCAACCAUGAAAACAACCGCAACACCCAGCAUGGAAACAACUGCAUCCCUAGCCAUGGAAACAACCACAGCACCAUCCUUUGAAACAACCACAAGCCUAACCAUUGACAAAACCACAUCACCAAGCAUUGACACCACCACAUCCCCAGCCAUGGAAACAACCACAUCAACGACCAUUGUAACAACCACAUCUCCAGAUAUUAAAACACCCACAAGUUCAACCAUCGAAACAACCACAUCACCCACCAUCGACACAACCACAUCACCAUCCAUCGAUACAACAUCCCCCAGCUUGGAAACAACCACAUCACCAACCAUUGACAUAGCUACAUCUCCAACCAUUGAAACAACCAGAACAUCAACCAUUGAAACAACCACAUCACCCAGCAUGGGAGCAACCACAUCCCCAACCAUCAAAGCAACCACAGUACCCAGCAUCGAAACAACAACAUCCCCAACCACUGAAACAACUGCAGCAGCAAGCAUAGAUACUACCUCAUCACCCAGUGUGGAAACAACCACAUCAACCAGCAAGGAAACAACCACAUCCCCCACCAUCGAAACAACCACAUCCCCAACCAUCGAAACAACCACAUCCCCAACCAUGGAAACAACCACAGGAAACUACCACUGCAACAAACAUCGAAACAACUACAUCAGUAACCAUGGAAGCAAACACAUCCCCAACCACGGAAACAACCACAUCACCGACCAUCGAUACAACCACUGCAACAAACAUCGAAACAACCACACCCGUAACCACGGAGGCAACCACAGCAUCAACCAUGCAAACAACCACACCACCCACCCUGGAAACACCCACACCACCAACCAUUGA
Messenger RNA from Haemorhous mexicanus (house finch), 1059 nucleotides. Its product is annotated as mucin-2-like. The coding region runs from base 1 to 1059 and encodes 352 amino acids. Lineage: Eukaryota; Metazoa; Chordata; Aves; Passeriformes; Fringillidae. The transcript has 2 exons. The record is from RefSeq and is a predicted model, not a curated record.